Messenger RNA from Fusarium poae, 879 nucleotides. RefSeq lists its product as uncharacterized. The transcript has 3 exons. Lineage: Eukaryota; Fungi; Ascomycota; Sordariomycetes; Hypocreales; Nectriaceae. The coding region runs from base 1 to 879 and encodes 292 amino acids. The record is from RefSeq and is a predicted model, not a curated record.
AUGUCGGAACAUCUCGCCGUGAUAAGCUCAAAGAGCCAGUUCGACUCGCUUCUCAAAUCUUCGCGCAUCGUCGUCGCUGAUUUCUAUGCCGACUGGUGUGCUCCUUGCACGCAGAUUGCUCCCCUCUACGAGAGCCUCGCCCUCACACUAUCACGCCCAAACGUGGUUACCUUUGCCAAGAUCAACAGCGACGAGCAGACCGAGCUCGCCCAGGAAUACACUGUCACAUCUCUGCCUACAUUUCUCGUCUUCCGCGAUGGAAAGGAAAUUGACAAGGUCCAGGGCGCUGACCCUAACAAGCUAAAGGGCAUCGUUCAGAAACUUGUAACCGAGGUUGACUCCCUUGGCGAGAGCUCUGGCUCAGGCAGUGGCACCGGAGCCAACUGGAAGGGUGCUGAAGCUCCCCGAGGCUACAGCGACAUCACCGACCAAAUAGAGCUUCGAGAUCUCGAGGUUCUCAACGCCGAUGAGGCUGCUGGUGGUGUCCGAGUCCUUUUCGAAGGCUCCAAGCCAAGUGGUCUUGGUAGCGGCAAGGGAACAUCCAAGGACUAUGUUCAAAGCGGAGCCGACGAUCAGCUACUCCUCUACGUCCCCUUCCAAUCCAUCGUCAAGCUUCACACUCUCCAGGUAAGCUUCGAAGCCGACGACACCGAGCCCACACAGGCAAUCGAGAUCGGUCCCGAGGACUGGAACGCGGACGGAACAGUCAACCUGAGCCUGCGAUACGUCAAAUUCCAAAAGACAUCGAGUCUUGUCAUCUACGUCCAGCAGGGUGAGGGCGAUGGAGAGACCGUACGUCUUGACAGAGUAAGACUUAUUGGCGAGGCUGGAGCCAAGCGCGAGAUGGGCAAGCUCCAGAAGGUUGGAGAGGAUGAGUAA